AUGGAGCCCAGAGCGGCAAUCAAGCGCAUUGGCGAGGAAGACGUGCGCAAAAUUUUCACUGCACAAGUGAUUCAAAAUUUGGCCAGCGCCCUUCGACAAUUAGUGGAUAACGCGAUCGAUGCGGAGGCCACUUUUAUUGAAGUAAAAUGCACAAAUUAUGGAUACGAUUUGUUGGAGGUUGAUGAUAACGGGCGAGGUAUUUCGAGCAACAACUUCGACGUGCUUUGCCAGCCCCAUGCCACAAGCAAGCUGCGAGAGAUCGACGAUUUUCAAACAUUGGGCACGCUUGGAUUCCGCGGAGAAGCUCUGCAUUCACUUGCUAGCUUAUCGAAAUUGACGGUUUUCACGCGAACGGCGGAGGAUGCGUUGGGAACCAAGCUGGUUUAUGAUCAAAAGCCGCAGAUUUCGGAGCGAUCUCAGCAAGCCCGUCAGGUUGGGACUACAAUCUCCAUCAAUUCCUUGCUCUUCACACUGCCCGUCCGGAGGAAGGAAUUCGAGCGAAACUCAAAGCGAGAAUUCUCGCAUUUGUUGGCUGCGAUGCAGGAAUAUGCCCUGCUAUCCCCGACGAUCAAAUUCGUCUGUACGAACACUGUCAAUGGCAAGCGCAACGUUCUCAUCUCGACCCCUGGAGGCACGGCAAGCAUGAAAGAGGUGGUUGUAAGUCUAUUUGGAGGCAGCUCUGAUCGCUCAAAAAUGGUCCCUAUCGAAUGGGAUGGGAAACUUGAUGAGGCCGUUGCCCACAAUUAUUCCAUAGACGCUGGAAGCGCAGAGCAGAGUGAGAUUAGUUUUGGCGGCUUCAUCUCCUCCUGCGAGCAUGGUAACGGCCGGAGUUCCGCCGAUCGUCAGUUCGUCUUCGUGAAUGGUCGUCCCGUGGAUUACCCAAAGGUAGCACGCGCGAUAAAUGAGAUCUACCAACAAUAUAACAAGGCUCAAUAUCCGAUUCUCGUGCUGCCGAUUAAAGUCCCCGCAGAAAUGCUAGAAGUCAAUGUGACCCCGGACAAACGGACUGUCUUUGUCGCCAAGGAAAAGCUGCUUUUGGCCUCGGCUAAAUCGGCGAUCCUUCAAACCCUACAACCGCUUCUUGGGGCCCAGACGACCGUUUGCAAGCAGAAGGAUGAGCCGGGCACCCCGGGCGUUCCCACCGGUGUUCCUAGCAUUUUUGAUGUACUCAAGAAUGCCGCGUCGGGUACGAAGCGCCCAAUGCUGCGGGAUGUUUCGAUCGGGCUCAAACGGCCGAAACCGUUUUCCAGUGGUUCGUCACAUGAUACUCCUGGCUCACUACUACAAACCAGACUCACUUAUUUUAGCCCUAUUAUCUUGGAAAAGGAGAAAAAUCACGAAAAAGAGCCGACCCCUGAAUCGAGCCAGACGUUGGCUUUGGAGGCAUCAGACCCGCCUGUGGACGGGAGAUCUGUAAGUGCUCCUGCAGUAGAAUUGAUGGCGACCCGCAGUCGCUCUCCAAUGGUCGCCAGAAUGUCUCCGCAAAAACCGAGCACUUCUGCAGCUGGCUUUGCCGAUGCUGAGAAAGAGAACCUUGCUUGGCCAACGACUACGGUAAAACAGGAGCCGCUCUCCCAGUCGGUUUUUGAACGGCCAAAGGCGGUGUCAGAUCCGGAAGAAGAGCUGACCAUCGUAGCAUCGUCUCAAACUGCCCCGAAAGUCCGCUACAGGACCUCACAAAUGUUACCAAUCGACAGCGACAAGUAUUUUGAGAGACUAACGGCCCUGGCAGACCGGAAAUCCCACAAAACGGAGACCGCCAAACAAAUUGUUUUUGACGAUGCCAUCGCGCCAGCUCAAUCGGAAGAGGCAACACGGGAGCUCGACAAGGCUUUAUCCAAAACUGACUUUGCUGAGAUGGAAGUGAUCGGCCAGUUCAACCUUGGCUUCAUCAUCACCAGACUGCAGAAUCAUCUCUUCAUCGUUGACCAGCAUGCAGCCGACGAAAAGUACAACUUUGAGCGCUUCCAGAAGUCCGCGAAAGUUUGCACACAAAAGAUGCUCCGACCUAUUCCACUACAACUCGGCGCAGUCCAAGAGUCGGCCCUCCAAGAAAACCUGCGGAUCUUUGAAGCAAAUGGAUUUGAGAUCGAGUUCCGGGAUGAUACCGCCUAUCUGGCUGCGUGCCCCGUGUUGUCCAAGUAUCAAUUUGAUCGUUCCGAUAUUGAUGAAAUUCUAUCGGCUGUUAUGGAGCAUCCCAGCGAAAUGUAUAGACCGCGGAAGUUGAGAAAGAUUUUUGCUAGCCGCGCCUGUCGGACAUCUGUUAUGGUCGGCGAUGCGUUGACGCAGAAUAAAAUGGAAGAGAUCGUAGCCCACCUCGGCACUCUCGAUCACCCUUGGAACUGUCCUCAUGGUCGUCCGACGCUGCGGCACCUCGUUGAUUUGAAGAACCUCCAAUUCCCUCGUCCA
Messenger RNA from Mesorhabditis spiculigera, 2409 nucleotides. The record is from the annotation of a GenBank genome assembly. Lineage: Eukaryota; Metazoa; Nematoda; Chromadorea; Rhabditida; Rhabditidae.